Molecule: messenger RNA, 2145 nt
Organism: Aspergillus udagawae
Lineage: Eukaryota; Fungi; Ascomycota; Eurotiomycetes; Eurotiales; Aspergillaceae
Exons: 1
Coding region: 1-2145 (714 amino acids)
Source: RefSeq, a predicted model, not a curated record
AUGGAAGGAAGCGUGGUUGAAGGUAUUUCUACCUCUCUCCCGACCUGCCCUCUAUUUUCGCAACCAUAUGACCCUCAGAGCCUUUUUGCUCCUGAGGAUCUGCCAACUCCCCCGUCUUAUCAUGAUAUGCAUGUGAAUGAUCUGGGGCUUACACCUCCCCCUGGGUCGCAGCUGCUACAACCUACCAAUGUCACUCCACCGCACCCCUUGCUUGACGAGCACGGUUCAUCCGACGAAGAUGCGAGGAUACCAAUGACCAGUCAGCCCGCAGGGUCCAACUACAAUGAUCAGACAAGAGGCCCACGCAAGGGCACACCCGACGACCCGUCUCUGUUGAGACAAGAGAGUUCAUCGAAUAACGAAGUUGGGCCACCUUUUCCCGGUAGUCAAGCCGCCAGUCCAGUCGUAUCGAUUGAGGUUGCCACAAAUGCCACAUUGCAGAGCAGACUUCCACAGCCCUUGGGCUCGAACAUUACGCCAAAUACGGAUGAUCCGCUCUACGAUCCUCUCUUUGGUCCCGACUUUGUGAUGCCCAAUUUCGACGCGAAUUCCUCGUCUUUGAAACGGACCGCCGACGAAGCCUUGGCUGAUGAUUUCCAAUUGUGGCAUAGGCCUGAGAAACGAUUGAUGCCAGAUUCACUACAAAGCUCCUGUGCGCCUUCUCUGGAUGCAACACCGUCUCUCUCCUCGCCCGACACUAUUCAGUUAGAUCAUUUGGAAACAGUGCCCAACACACCAGGUGGUAUUGCAGAGUCGCAAAUAUCCGCGCCUCCUUUUGACCCGUUUGAUCAUCUAUUUGAAGAUCCUGCCUUCCACAUUCCACCGAACCUAUCUGGAAUUGAGUAUUCCUCUGAGAAGAGACCAACACUUCACUCUGCAAGCGCGGAGUCUCCGUAUGAUGCGUCUCGUAGUCCGAGCUUGAAUUCUCGUGGCAAUGUCCAGGUGCAAGCUGCUGACAAGGUGACUUUCGAUCAUGAGGCUGUGGGCGUAUCACUUCCCACAAGUGAAGUGACCAAGCGACAGUUCUCUCUCCAUACCCAAGAUGUCCUUGCCAAUGCCGACCGUGAGACUCUGCAGCGAGUUGAUCAUGAACCUAAAUACACAUCUCCAUAUCCAGUGUAUCAUGGACCUUUGGGCUAUCUUCCCUCAGCUCCAGGUAUUCACGUCAAGUGCAUUCAGAUCGCCAAUGACCAGAUCAAUGCCCGCUUUUCGCAUCUCAAAUACAAAGUUCAGCAUCUCAAAUAUGAAAGAGACAAAUACAGGGAUGCGUGGUCUAAAUGGACAGCACUGGAAGCAUCAACAGGGAAGUCGAGGGCACAGAUACUCGAGGAGGAAAACGCGACGCUGCGACGCGUGUCCACCCAACACCAAAGAAGAGCGGAGCAGUACAAGCAAGAAAUAGAGAUCUGGAAAGGCAGACUACAUGAUCUCAGUGUUGUAUACAACAACCUCCUCUAUGAGAUCCAGGUUCAGAAGAGAAUGCCUGCCGUGGCUCCCAUUCCGCGCGGGUACCGACCCGCUACGCAUCCGCAAUCUGUUGCACUCGGCCAGCAUCUUGCGAGCUCUCCCGCCUUGCCUCUUUCAGAGCAUCCCAUGCCAGGUCCUGCCUCUUCGCCAAACCAUGUCCCUGUACCUGCUCAACCACUCGCCACGUCAGCUUUCCAUGCGCCCAGCACUCCUUAUACCCCCCUGCCUAAUCAAAAUCCGCCUCACAGCAAUUGGCAGCAUAGUGGCAUCACGACUAGUGCACCGGCAGAGCCACAGCCAGAAACAGUGACUAUUGAUCUUACUGACGAAGCGCCCAACAUCACACCCAAUCCAGCUACGAUUGCUCCAUUAAAGCCAACGCAGGCAACCAGUGAGCUUCUUCAAUCAUUGCAGAAGAAGAAGUACAAUUGGCUCGAAAGAGCGAAAUCAGGUUCCGCACAGCCUGCGGUAGCUCGAGCAGGACCUCAACCUCCGCUGCGCUCGGAAUCCGUGCCUCGGGCCUCCCAGCAGUCUCCUGCGCCACGCUCCAGUAACAAUCAGCCGCCCAGCGUGCCUCCUCCCGAGAUGCACGCAGCAACCAAUACUAACCAUGGCAAUCAAAUGGAUGUCGAGGACGAGCUACUCCACGAAUUGGAGGAGGAGCUGGCGCGAGGCUGA